Messenger RNA from Octopus sinensis (East Asian common octopus), 993 nucleotides. RefSeq lists its product as uncharacterized. NCBI's taxonomy places the organism in Eukaryota, Metazoa, Mollusca, Cephalopoda, Octopoda, Octopodidae. The transcript has a single exon. Bases 1 to 993 code for a protein of 330 amino acids. The record is from RefSeq and is a predicted model, not a curated record. Gene Ontology annotation, biological process: DNA integration. Gene Ontology annotation, molecular function: nucleic acid binding.
AUGAAUCAUGUUCUAAGUGCAUGUACAACUUGCAUAGCUCGUCGUACGCUCGCAACCAGGAGACAAAUUACUCCAAUAAUUGCCAAGUUUUCACGAGAAAGGCUGAUUAUCGAUCUUGUGGACCUAAGAUAUUACAGCGAUCAAAAUAGUGGCGAAAAAUGGUUGCUGGUGAUAAUGGACUCGUUUACGAAAUACUGUUGGACUUCAGCACUGAAAUCAAAGAACUCGGCUGAUGUGAUACCGAGGAUACGAAGUGUUGUUCUUUCUUUGGGGGAAGUAUUCAUAAUACAUACCGACAAUGGACUUGAAUUCUGCAACUCGCGGAUGACGCAGUUGUGCGAAGAAUUUGGAAUUCGCCAUGUCAGGGGGAGGGCCCGAUGUCCCUGGAUACAGGGUCAAGUGGAACGACUUAAUCAGACACUCAAAUGGAUGCUCAGUUCGACGUUAUUAACCAACGGGAAUGGAUUUCGUUGGAUUGAUAUCCUCGAAAAUAUAACAUACGCAUAUAAUACAAGGAUACACUCUACAACGCGCUUUUCUCCUGUUCAUUUGAUGUAUGGCCCACGGAUUAGAGAACAAAUGGCUCGAGGUCAUACUCAGGCACUCAUUGAAUAUAUUGAUUCCAUCAAUCAACUUGACUACAAUGAAGAGCCAAGAACCGAGCAAAUUCAACAAGAACUACAUGGACUUGAUGUGGAAACAAACGACAACGAGAUGGAUCGACUUGUAGUAGCUUCUGCAGCAGCCGAAGAUUUACGAGAUAUUGCGAGGAGGAAUACUAAUAGUGCUGCUGAAUCCAUGAGGAGACGAUCUAAUUGGAGGAAUGAUAUCCUUGACUUUCCUCUGGGACGAAAGUGGUCAUCCACACCGACACAGAUACGAAUACAACAACACGCCGUCGACCAUUCCACGAACAUUUGGAUUGUACUGAAUAUACUGUCGUUGGGAUUUUACAGCACGACAGGGUCCAAAUUAGUUCGACGAAUAUGUUGA